This is a messenger RNA of Penicillium waksmanii, 819 nucleotides long. RefSeq lists its product as uncharacterized. The transcript has a single exon. Bases 1 to 819 code for a protein of 272 amino acids. The record is from RefSeq and is a predicted model, not a curated record. NCBI's taxonomy places the organism in Eukaryota, Fungi, Ascomycota, Eurotiomycetes, Eurotiales, Aspergillaceae.
AUGGUCCGUUGUGCAGCCCCCAUUGAUGGCAUCGUCGGAGCAUACACGGGCAACAGCUUCGCCGUACAAGCCACGAUCGCCAGCCUCCUCGGAUGCGCUAUCUUCAGCUCGUUAGAGCUGAUAGUGCUGGUCUUUUCCGUCUUCCGUGUUUAUCGCGGCCUGUAUUUCUGGAGCCUGCUAGUCUCGGCUUCGUUGGGCGUGAUUCCCGAUGCGCUAGGCCUGCUCCUGAAGUACUUCGAGCUCGCGCCGAUCUGGAUCCCUGUUACGCUAUCGACGGCCGGGUGGUGUAUCAUGGUCACGGGUCAAUCGCUAGUGCUGUACUCGCGACUGCAUCUGGUUGUGCUCAACAUGACGGUACUGCACUGGGUGCUGGGUAUGAUUAUCUUCAACGCGAUCGCGUUCCAGAUUCCACAGAUCAUUGCCUCGUAUGGCGCGGUUUAUGACUGCCGUUCUCAUUUUACACACUUUUUCAAUAUCUGGGAGAAGGUUCAGCUUACUGUUUUCUUUGUGCAGGAGAUUAUCAUCUCCGCUUUGUUUAUUGUGCAGACCAUUCGGUUGCUACGACUCUAUCCCGAGCGCAGUAAGCGCAGGAACAAUAUCAUGUACCAGCUGCUUGCGAUCAAUACGAUUAUUAUAUUUAUGGAUAUUGCGCUGCUGUCGCUAGAGUUCUCGGGUCAAUUUAUCACGCAGACGGUGUUGAAGUGCUUCUUUUAUACGGUCAAGCUUAAGUUGGAGCUUGCGGUUUUGUCGCGCUUGACCUCAUUUGUUCAGUCGCACGUCGAGCAGGCGCCAUCAGGGUUUAGCUACCAACAGUCUUGA